Halichondria panicea is the source of this 5598-nucleotide messenger RNA. RefSeq names its product trichohyalin-like. NCBI's taxonomy places the organism in Eukaryota, Metazoa, Porifera, Demospongiae, Suberitida, Halichondriidae. The coding region runs from base 150 to 5513 and encodes 1787 amino acids. The transcript has 29 exons. The record is from RefSeq and is a predicted model, not a curated record.
AUGGUGCUGCACGCUCGUAUAAAUUAUCUGUUUUAGGUAGAUCUACAUACGGAUAUAAUUAUGUAGAUUUGCCUCUCUGAGAUUUGCAGUCUGGAGAAUGAUAUAAAUCACAUGCACAGUAUACUACUAGAUCUAGGUACUUGGAGAUAAUGACGGAGAGGAAGCUCAAAGAUGUUCACAAGAAAAUGGCGGAGACAGAGAAAACUUCACAGCUGAAUAUGGAGCUUAUCAGAAAGAAACUCCAUGAUAUGCUAUUUGAUUGGCAAGCCACUGAAGUCAAACAAAAGAGUGUGAAGCAUCGAGAGAAAAGUGUAAGUUCUGAAAACCGGAUGCUUCAUACUAAGAUUCGAUCAAAAGUCAACAGUAAACCUGCUACUGUAACAAGAACCAAGCUAGAAGCUGAUACGUCUACAUCAAAGUCUAGCUAUCGAGUGUGUUUGACAGUACAAAACCCCGUGUUGAAAUCGAAAGUGGAAGCUUUUUCCUCACAACUAGUUUCCAGAAACGAUGAGCUUGCUGUAGCAGGUUGCAGUCGGACAAAACCAUUACAGUGCCCACCAAUCUCCAGUGAUGUUUCUACGAAGAAAACAAAGAUUGGUGAACUGCAAACAGAGAUCAAACUACAAAGGCAGCAGAUGCGGGACAUUACCACCCUGCUGGACUCUUUGUUACGGAAGAUUGAUUCACUUUCGAUGCAGAUACUUACUAGUGAUACCCACUUGAGCAGAGAGAAGUGCAAUGAUAUGGUGGAGUCUAAGUUGGUGAAUAUGAGUGAUAAGCUCCAUUCUAAGAUUCAAGAACUGGAGUACGUUUUGGGGAGAAAAGAUGACUUGCAACUUGAAGUCAUUUCUGUUCGAAAGGAAUUGCAUGAUGUUCAAGAUAAUGUUACUGUCAUUGAAGCAAAUCUUGCUCGUUUACAGGAGGAUUACGACAAAUGCUGUGAAAAUCUUGCUAUCUCUAUGACUAAAUCCACCAAGCUUGAAAAGCAGCUUUUGUCUGUAUCAACAGGUGCAACUUACAUUGAAAAAAACACGGAGAAGCUGCAGGCAUCAUUGAAAGCUUCUGAGAACAGUUUGGAGAAUACGCUUUUGACCCUUAGCACUGAGAAAACAGCCAACGAAGAAUUAAGAAUUUCAGUUGAUAGACUCUCUGGUAAUCUUGAUAGAGCAAGUGAAAAGGUUAAUUAUCUUACUGAUGAAACCACACUGUUAAAAGAAGACGUAGCGCUGAAGAAACAGGACAUUUUGCAUAUGCACCAAGAAGCUCGCUCCUUAAAAUUGAAGUGGAACGAUUCCCAAGAACGUAAUGUUGGGCUUGAAUCUAAGUUGAAACAGUUGCAGCAGGACAUCAAAAUACAAGGCAGAGAACUUACAACAUACAAAGAAACGAGUUCUGUCUUGAGGCAAAAUCUCACUAAGACCAGCGAACAACAGGGCGAAGAUGUUAGGAGCGUAUUAGCGGCAACUAAGUCUGAGCAAUUGGAGCUGUUCAAAUCAAAAGAAGAAGCUGAUUGUGAGCUAAAUGCCAAGUUUAAAUCUCAAUACACUCUUUCAGGGGAAAACGGCCUCCAAGCCCAAAGAGAAGAAGAAUUAUACACGUUAUUAACACACAAGAACCUUGUAUUGACCUCGGAGCUACAAGGCUUAAAUAGAGACAUUCAGUCGAACAAAUCUGAAAUUUAUGAAGGCCUUACUCUGAAAUGUUUCGAGCUUGAAAAGGAAAAGAGAAAAAAUACUGAGCUUGAGCUAUGUUCUACAAAAGCAGAAUUGCAGGACAUUAAAGAGCAGCAAUCGAAACUUAGAGCUGAAAUGGAACAGACAAAAAGGGACUGCCGAGGAGAGUGUCAACGAACGCUUUUUCACAAAAGAGCUGAACCGGGGAAAACAGUAGAAAACAUGCAGUGCCGCCUAGACUGUGAAUCCGAGAAAAACUCCACUCUCCAGCUGGAGCUAUGUUCUACAAAAGCAGAAUUGCAGGACAUCAAAGAGCAGCAAUCAGCUCAAAUAGAGCAGGACUACUACCGAGGAGAGUGUCAACGAACGCUUUCUCACAAAAGAGCUGAACCAGGGAAAACAGUAGAAAACAUGCAGUGCCGCCUAGACUGUGAAUCAGAAAAAUACUCUACUCUCCAGCUUGAGCUAUAUUCUACAAAAGCAGAAUUGCAGGACAUCAAAGAGCAGCAAUCGAAACUUAGAGCUGAAAUGGAGCAGACAGAGAGGGACUGCCGAGGAGAGUGUCAACGAACGCUUGAUGACAAAAGAGAAGAACUGAGGAAAACGGUGAAAAACAUGCAGUGCCGCCUAGACUGUGAAUCGGAGAAAUACUCUACUCUCCAGCUUGAGCUGUGCUCUACAAAAGCAGAAUUGCAGGACGUCAAAGAGCAGCAAUCAGCUCAAAUAGAGCAGACAGAGAGGGACUACCGAGGAGAGCAGUGUCAACGAACGCUUGAUGACAAAAGAGAAGAACUGAGGAAAUCAGUGGAAAACAUGCAGUGCCGCCUAGACUGUGAAUCCGAGAAAAACUCCACUCUUCAGCUUGAGCUAUGUUCUACAAAAGCAGAAUUGCAGGACAUCAAAGAGCAGCAAUCGAAACUUAGAGCUGAAAUGGAGCAGACAGAGAGGGACUGCCGAGUAGAGUGUCAACGAACGCUUGCUGACAAAAGAGAAGAACUGAGGAAAACGGUGAAAAACAUGCAGUGCCGCCUAGACUGUGAAUCGGAGAAAUACUCUACUCUCCAGCUUGAGCUGUGCUCUACAAAAGCAGAAUUGCAGGACAUCAAAGAGCAACAAUCAGCUCAAAUAGAGCAGACAGAGAGGGACUACCGAGGAGAGUGUCAACGAACGCUUGAUGACAAAAGAGAAGGACUGAGGAAAUCAGUGGAAAACAUGCAGUGCCGCCUAGACUGUGAAUCCGAGAAAAACUCCACUCUUCAGCUUGAGCUAUGUUCUACAAAAACAGAAUUGCAGGACAUCAAAGAGCAGCAAUCAGCUCAAAUAGAGCAGCAAUCAGCUCAAAUAGAGCAGAUAGAGAGGGACUACCGAGGAGAGAGUCAACGAAUGCUUGAUGACAAAAGAGAAGAACUGAGAAAAUCAGUGGAAAACAUGCAGUGCCGCCUAGACUGUGAAUCCGAGAAAAACUCCACUCUUCAGCUUGAGCUAUGUUCUACAAAAGCAGAAUUGCAGGACAUCAAAGAGCAGCAAUCAGCUCAAAUAGAGCAGAUAGAGAGGGACUACCGAGGAGAGAGUCAACGAAUGCUUGAUGAUAAAAGAGAAGAACUGAGAAAAUCAGUGGAAAACAUGCAGUGCCGCCUAGAUUGUGAAUCCGAGAAAAACUCCACUCUUCAGCUUGAGCUAUGUUCUACAAAAGCAGAAUUGCAGGACAUCAAAGAGCAGCAAUCAGCUCAAAUAGAGCAGAUAGAGAGGGACUACCGAGGAGAGAGUCAACGAACGCUUGAUGACAAAAGAGAAGAACUGAGAAAAACAGUGGAAAACAUGCAGUGCUGCCUAGACUGUGAAUCCGAGAAAAAUUCCACUCUCCAGCUUGAGCUAUGUUCUACAAAAUCAGAAUUGCAGGACAUUAAGGAGCAGCAAUUGAAACUUAAUGAUGAAAUGGAGCAGACAGAGAGGGACUGCCGAAGAGAGUGUCAACGAAUGCUUGCUGACAAAAGAGAAGAACUGAGGAAAGCGGUGGAAAACAUGCAGUGCCGCCUAGACUGUGAAUCUGAGAAAAACUCCACUCUCCAAGUUGAGCUAUGUUCUAAAAAAGCAGAAUUGCAGGACAUCAAAGAGCAGCAAUCAGCUCAAAUAGAGCAGAUAGAGAGGGACUGCCGAGGAGAGUGUCAACGAACGCUUGCUGACAAAAGAGAAGAAAUGAGGAAAACAGUGGAAAACAUGCAGUGCCACCUAGACUGUGAAGCAGAGAAAUAUUCCACUCUCCAGCUUGAGCUACAUUCUACAAAAGCAGAAUUGCAAGACAUCAAAGAGCAGCAAUCAACUGAAAUGAAGCAGACAGAGAGGGACUGCCGAGGAGAGGAAGAGUUGUCCACCCAGGUGUCUACGAAUGUCUCGUUAAAAACAGAGUUGAGAAAAUUUAAGCAUAUGUUGGAUGUCGAGAGGGUUAGGACUGAAAGCUUAGCUUCAGAACUAGUGAAAUCUGAUUUGAAGGCUCAAGAAAUUAGCGGAGACCUUCAUGAUACUCAACAGCAACUGUGCUGUGCAGAAAAGUGUAUUAAAGAAACUCAAACAAGUUGGUCACAAAAACUCACUGCUGCCAAGAUUGCUCUUGAGCAAGCAAAUUUAACCCUUCGAUUAGAAAAUGAACAGGUGUACAAAGAACUCUCGUCCACCAAAGAAAAUAUGGCUGUUGUUAAGCACCGGUUGGAAACUUGUGAAGAGGAAUUAAGUGCUAGCAAUGAUAAUCUGUUCCAAAACGCCCAAAAACGCACCCAACUGGAGUCAAUGCUUAGUUCAGAAUCCAGGGGUCAUAAGGAACUCGUAUUCGAUCACACAGAACUGCAAUCCACCCAUGCUGACGCUAGAAUGCGUGUUUCUGACCUGUCAGAACGACUUCUGGUGCAAAGUACAGUCGCUGAACAACUCAAGAUUGAAGUGACUACACUAAAACAACGAUUGAGUGCUGUUACUGCCGGAGCUCAGGAAUUUCGAGUGAAAUCAGAGCGCGAAAUGCAGACUUUCAGUCAAAAGUAUCAUGCUGGCAAUAAGAGCCUGAAAGAAGAAGUAAAAGAAUUACAGAAAAACUUGCAAGUUCUCCGUGGUCAAUAUGAGUGUCGAGGAGAAGAGAUCAAUAGGCUGCAGGCUACCAAUCAGAGUUUGGAUAAGCACCAGCAAGAUUUCUCUAUACAGCUUUCUGAUAAGAAAGAGGAACUUCAGGCCAAAGAGGAUGAUUGCAAGAACCUGCAAUCAAAAGUCUGUUCACUGGAAGUACGAGUUAAGCAGUUAGAUUAUUUGCGUGGAGAGGCACAUAUUCAUUACGAGCAGUACAAGAAGAAGCUAGAACAGCAAUCACGAGUUGAGGUACAAAGAUUAUUGUCGAAAGUUACACAACACUUGGAGCAGCAACAUAUUGCUCACAAGUACAUGCACUUGGAGUCGCUACGUUUAGAGAAUGAGAAGAUUGUCCUAGAAAAAAGAGAAAGGGAGAUUACCCAGUUGAGGUCUGAACUUUGCAAUAAAAAACAGGAGAGUGAACAAGACAAAAUGCAUAUGCAACAUAUGAAAGUGGAGACUCGACACCUCAAAGCACAGCAAAAAGACCAGGAAAACUCCCCCCCAGCAAACAAGAAACGAGCAGCUCGUACACUCUCACAUAGCGAAAGGAAGAGCAGCAAACAAGCCCAGCAAACGAGUAUACUACUCUUGAACAAAACCGAAGGAAAAAAGAAUCCCAGCACUUCCAUACGUCCAGCUCCUCCAGCUCCCCGGCCCCCAUGCAGCCUUGCAGCAAGCACACUGCCCAAGAAACGAGCGGCUCCUACUACAAAGCUUCCAUUCUAGUUCUGUUAUUUGUUACUAGACAAAGCAUCUAUAUUUAUGUGUAUCUGCUUGUAAAUGACAAUAUAAUUAUAGUACCCGUCUAAAU